Molecule: messenger RNA, 1395 nt
Organism: Macadamia integrifolia
Lineage: Eukaryota; Viridiplantae; Streptophyta; Magnoliopsida; Proteales; Proteaceae
Product: aspartic proteinase nepenthesin-1-like
Exons: 1
Coding region: 1-1395 (464 amino acids)
Cellular component (GO): extracellular region
Source: RefSeq, a predicted model, not a curated record
AUGGCUUUCAUGGAGACUUUGUUAUCUCUAAUCUAUUUCCUCUCAAGUGCAUUGCUAUUACAUGCCGUUGCUGUUCACGAAGGUCCUAAGUCCAUCACUCUAAGCCUCAUUCAUCCAUUUUCCAUCCACUCACCGUUCUAUUCCGGGAAGAACGUAACAUAUGUGGAAAAGAUUAAUCUACUUAUUCAAGCCACAGAAGCUCGUAUGCAUUAUCUAUUCCCAACCACAACAAUGAUUCAAGGAAAGUAUUGGAAUAGUAGCAGUGAGGUGAAUGACAUAAUGACAUUUCUGCAAUAUACUGGUGCCUACUAUGUAGCCAAGGUAGGUAUAGGUUCAUUUCCAUAUGGUUCUGGCCUAAAAUGGAAGACUUAUUACUUGAUGAUGGACACUGGAAGUCACAUUACUUGGGUUCAAUGUGAAGGUUGCAAUCCUUGCUUUCCCCUCCUGCGUCCCAAUUUCCCAUACAGAAGUUCUGAGAGUUAUAGGCUUAUUUCUUGUGGUCACCCAGAUUGUCCAACUCCAAGAGAUGAUUGCUAUGGAACAUUUUGUGGAUACAAAAUACGCUACGGCGGUAGCUCUGGACCCUUAACAAAAGGAACCAUAGUAAGAGAGACCUUAACCUUCCUUUCUGAUCAAUCUAGUGGAGAUCCAGAAUCUUGUACCAAUUUUUUCUUGGGUUGUGGCUUACAGAGCUACAACUAUAGGUUUCCAGAACAGAAUGACAUUGCUGGGCUUCUGGGUUUAGGCCGUGGAGGCCGUGGAACUUCUCCUAUAUGGAGCCAAGUAGACAAAAAAAGGUUCUCUUAUUGCUUAUCUACUUCUCAACAGACUACUACAAAGUUAUAUAUUGGAGAAGGUGCAAGGUUGGCAGGACCACAUGUUGUGUCUACACCAUUGCUAAGAGGAUCUAACCCAUCACUUUACUAUGUAGACUUGCAAGAUAUCAGUAUCGGAGGUGUUCGCCUUAGACUAAGAAGAUCACUCUCUGGUGGUUGUGCAAUAGAUACAGGAACUCCUCUUACUACAUUUGUUUCUAAUGUUUAUGGGCAAGUGAGAGAUGGUCUUGUUCGGUACUUUGCGCAGUUUGGUAUUCGACCAUAUCGUAGUGGAAGUAGACCAAGUGAUGUGCUUGAUUUAGAUCUUUGUUUUCCAAGGCCAUCUGGUUUUAAUAGGUUUCCAACUAUGACGUUCCAUUUCAGAGGAGCUGACCUUGUUGUGCAGCCCACAGGUGUGGUUUUACUAGGGGGAAAUUAUAUUUGUGUUGCACUUGUAUCAGGCGCCACUACAAUGAUUGGAGCAUUUCAACAAACACAAUACAGGUUCUCCUUUGAUUUGGAGUUGGGAGAGACAGGAACUCUCCUAUUUAAGACUGAGAAUUGUGGAGCCCCUACUUAA